This is a messenger RNA of Pseudovirgaria hyperparasitica, 769 nucleotides long. Its product is annotated as Erg28 protein. Bases 137 to 571 code for a protein of 144 amino acids. The transcript has 2 exons. Gene Ontology annotation, cellular component: endoplasmic reticulum; membrane. The record is from RefSeq and is a predicted model, not a curated record. Lineage: Eukaryota; Fungi; Ascomycota; Dothideomycetes; Acrospermales; Acrospermaceae. Gene Ontology annotation, molecular function: protein-macromolecule adaptor activity.
CUUUUCUGGUACCUUGUUGAUCCUUCUCGGGAUUCAAUGCACUUCAUCUGAUUAUACACCGACAUCUCGACGCACUGGAGAUCCGCACUACCCGCUCGUCAGUUGAGACAAAUCCAGAGACUUUCAUUCCAAAACCAUGGAGCACGUCAGCUCAUACCUCCCACCUUUUCAAGGUCUCCUACCCAAAUGGCUCCUCCUCGUCGCAGUAACAUCAAUCGGAAACUCAAUCCAGUCCUACUCGACCCUGAAAUUCACCAAACGAGUCUACUCCGGUGUUUCUCCCACGCCCACGAAUCCAACCGCUUCACCCGUCACACCGCUUUCAGCGCGCACUUUUGGCACCUGGACGUUUAUAACAAGCCUUGUGCGACUGUAUGCUGCGUAUCAUAUCACUGAGCCUGCGAUAUAUGAGCUGGCGUUGUGGAGCUUCGUGGUUGCCUUCGGGCACUUUGCGAGCGAGUGGUUGGUGUAUGGGACGACGAGGUGGGGUGCCGGGCUGGCGGGGCCGGUGUGUGUCAGUGUGGGGAGUAUGGUGUGGAUGGUGAGUGUUUGGGGCGACUAUGUCAAGUGAGAUGGUAGGCUUGGGCUACUAUGUAUGUAUGCACGGAAGGCUUUCGUGGACUGGAGAUGCGAAAUAAAUAGGUUCGUUAUAUGUAUCAGUGCAUAAUAACGGUGUCACGACAAAUCUAUCAGAAGGGAAAUGCUGGUCAGCCCACGAUGGACCACGAGUACACACGCCAUUGCUUGAAAGUCACUGGUGACAAUACAU